Saitoella complicata NRRL Y-17804 is the source of this 1233-nucleotide messenger RNA. RefSeq lists its product as uncharacterized. Bases 1 to 1233 code for a protein of 410 amino acids. The transcript has 3 exons. The record is from RefSeq and is a predicted model, not a curated record. Lineage: Eukaryota; Fungi; Ascomycota; Saitoellomycetes; Saitoellales; Saitoellaceae.
AUGGCCGAAAACGUUUGUGACUCAGGCCGUAGCACUCCAGCUCAUCAUACAGACAUGUUCCACGAGCCUCACCGCCAAUUGGGCGACAGAUACCUCCGUCUCGAGAAGGACGACGGGUACGGCAGCCAGAGUCCCUUCUCUGACGUAGACUGCCAUAAACCCGACUGCGUCCAUGACAAAGAGGAUGUUGCGCUCUUGAGCCGUCAGAGCGUAGUGAGCUCGAGGAUGCUGGAGCAACCGGAGAAGAGGAAUAUCUUGACGAGUCCUGUGGAGAGCUCAGUCUACUCUCCUGUUUCGACCACGGGGUUUGACUACGGAAAAGAGAGUGUAGAGACCGCUGGCAGUACCGUCGUUUACGGUAACGACGAACUUGCCGAGUUAGGUAUCGAUUCCGCUGUUACGAACGCUUGUGGGAUUUCCUGUGCGUUUUGGGAUAUCGGGACCGGACGCGGUCUUGGUGGGGUGAAUGUGGUGUUGGAGCAUCACCUCAUCGGGAACUUUGAGAAAGAAGAACCGGAGGGGUGGGAGGAAGUUGCGAGGUCUAUGUCGGCGGCGGGAAAGGGAAUUGCUUUUGAUUGGAGGAAACCGGAGGGGACAAUGUUUAAUCUCCAGCAGUGGUUCAAGGACGCGAAAAUCGAUACCGGGGAGAGAUUCAGGUUGUGCAUCGAUUUGGGUAGGUGCUACCAGCAUCCGGUUAUCAAGGGUGUCACAGCAGAGAUGAAACUCCCGAAUAGCCGAAUGGACCAGAAUCUGAGGUUUAUGGUUGGUCCGUGUUCGGUUACGUUACUUGGUGGACAUACGUUUGGGGUUGAGCAGAGAAGUGUUACGCCGUUUCCGUUGGGGAAAAAUGAGAAGGAGGCGAAUUGUCAUGUUAGUGCCGAGGUUGUUGACAUGUGUGCGGGGUCUGGUGCUGGAGGCUAUCACGUAUCUCUGUCCUACAUGGGCGACGGACAAGGCACUGAAGGGAACGAAGUUGUGGCAUAUGCCUCUGCAAUCACGGAAGCGACAACCGGCAAAGUCGCACACUGGGAUAUGCGCGGACCAGCAGAAGAAGCUUUCAAUCAACCAGGAACAUAUCGUCUCGGAAUCCACCCCGACUUUGACCGUUUUGGAGUGUCCUCCUUCUGGGAGCAUGUCUCGGCGGACAUGGCUGUACACGACCCCUCAAUCAAGCGUAAUGCGGUGUUUACUAUGGGACCGAGUAUGUGUGGGGUGUUUGUGCAAUCGCAGUAA